UCUCUUCUCCAUCAAAUACACUAUUAACCAAAAUUUUCUCAUUAGAGAAGAAAACGAACAAAGAAAAAAGAAGAAAAAAGAGAUGGCAACUCAAGCCGCCGGAAUCUUUAGCUCCGCCAUAACAACCGCCGCAACCUCCGAUGUAAAGAAACUCCACUUUUUCACAACAACCCACCGUCCCAGAUCCCUCUCCUUCACCAAAACCGCAAUCCGCGCCGAGAAAACAGAUUCCGCCGCCGCCGCAGCCCCCGCCGUGAAAAAAGAAAAAGAAGCUCCGGUGGGAUUCACGCCGCCACAGCUAGACCCAAACACACCGUCUCCGAUCUUCGCGGGAAGCACCGGCGGUCUUCUCCGCAAAGCGCAGGUCGAAGAGUUCUACGUUAUUACAUGGAACUCACCGAAAGAACAGAUCUUUGAGAUGCCGACAGGAGGUGCAGCGAUCAUGAGAGAAGGUCCGAAUUUGCUGAAGCUAGCGAGGAAAGAACAGUGUUUGGCUCUUGGGACAAGGCUUAGAUCCAAGUACAAGAUCACUUACCAGUUUUACAGAGUUUUCCCCAAUGGUGAGGUUCAGUAUCUUCAUCCUAAAGAUGGUGUUUAUCCCGAGAAGGCGAAUCCGGGAAGAGAAGGUGUUGGUCUCAACAUGAGAUCUAUUGGGAAAAAUGUUAGUCCCAUUGAAGUUAAGUUUACUGGGAAACAAAGUUAUGAUUUGUAAGUUGUUUAAAACAUAAAAACUCUGUGAAAAAAGAAAAGAAAACAAAGUUAUGAUGACUAUGUUUGAUGUUAAUUUCAAUUGGGUUUGUAUUUAAUAAUUUUUCUUGCAUUUGUAUUUUUCUUUUCUGUUGUUCUGAUUUUA
Molecule: messenger RNA, 853 nt
Organism: Eutrema salsugineum
Lineage: Eukaryota; Viridiplantae; Streptophyta; Magnoliopsida; Brassicales; Brassicaceae
Product: photosystem I reaction center subunit II-1, chloroplastic
Exons: 1
Coding region: 83-712 (209 amino acids)
Biological process (GO): photosynthesis
Cellular component (GO): photosystem I; photosystem I reaction center
Source: RefSeq, a predicted model, not a curated record